ACAAUCACGCUAAAUACAGCGGCAUCAUUUUUGCUUGAAUUCGAAGGGAUUUUUGCGCUGAAAAAAGAGACUUAUGUACUAGGUUUGGUUCUUCUAAUGGGUAUAUAUCCGGUCUGCUGAAUAGCCCGACAAGUUUUUCAAAGUUCGCGGAAGGUUCGUUAACGAAACGAGGCGAAACUGAAAAUUUGCAAAUCGGGCGACGCACAUGAAAAGUGUAAUAUGGAGGACAUAGAAUAUCUGGACGAGUAUAAAGACUUGGUGCUGCCAGGAAUCAAAUCGGGCGCUACGCCUUCUUCCUCUGCCGGCGUUUCCCGGCAGCGCCGCAUUUCAUCAGAUUCUAGCAACUCAUCUUCGAUCGAUGCGGACAUAUUCCAAAAGCUUUUCCACGGCAAGUAUCUAGACGAGGAACUGCUCAACGAGGGUUCCGUUUCCAAGUCGCAAGUCCGGGGCCGCCGCCGCUCCCCAUCAUCCUCCUCCAGCGACGAUUCCAACGAUGCCCUGGAAGCCCUUUUCAGCAGAAAAAGUGGGAAAUCGAAGCCCAAUAGGCGUCGCGAACGCUACGAGUCCUUUGAUUCGGUGGACGAUCUGGGCGAAGCCCUAAUGCGUCCUUCGCAUCGGUCGACAGUUUCUAAGCCCAGUACCUCACAGGCAGGUGCUAGAAAAUCAUCCCACGGAGCAGCUCAACGCAGAAGGAGCAGCAACAGCAGCGGCAGCACCUAUGGAAACAGCAAACCACUGUCAGCUUCUCAAAACAAAUCUGCUGCAAAUCCUAGUUUAAGUGCUAGAUCCAAGAAUUCCGACCCUGUGGUUACCAAGUCGUCGGGUUCUGUGAACGGCAGUGGUUUGGCAUCCUCGAAAAACAAGUCGGUAACCAUUAUAAAGGCACAGAAAACCGAUCUUACGCCUUCACAGCACGAACCCAAAACAGAUCCCUUGACUUUGGGGGAGUACUAUGGAGAUUCGGACAGCGAUUCUUCGUACGAAUUUGAAUCGGACUUUUAUGGAGAUCGCGACUCAGAGGACGAGGACGCCGAGCCGGUGAUCGACAUCUCAACAGACACGAGCAGGACCACUUCGGUGGCGGACACCGUGACACCUGUUGUUUCCGACGACGAGGGCCAGGAGCCGCAGAGUGAGCAGAAUGAGCACACGGAGCGUCCUGAAAAUGAUCGGGAGUCGGUUUUGAGAGGUGCUUAUGAGCGCCUGCAGUCAUACUUGAGUAAUCUCAGUUGCGCCGAGGCGCCGCCUAUCUAUAAGAAACAGUCUAGUGCUAGGAAAUCCCGCUCCAACGAAAAGAAAUCCUCUACCUCCGAACAGGUUAAGCAUGCUAAUGAGCAAUCAACGGCCAGUGACAAAGAGGAGGCGGAGGAUAAGAAAACGGAGCGGGAGCAGGAACAGGAGGCCCCAGGGGCCAGUAGUAGUGCCAAAUCCUCAGCUAGCAAGACCAGCACCAAUAAGAAGCUGUAUGACGUGGAUGACAGUGUUACGCUAGAAACGGUGGAGCGCAUGAGUCUUAACCUAGCCGAGCAGAUCAUGGAGAUUGAUGUGGAGCGCUCGUACGAGUUUGAAAAGCGAUCCGGCUCCAAGACGCGCAGCAGAUCGAGAUCUAAAGUUUCCUCCAAUUUGAGCAAGAGCCAUGUGCGCAAGCUCACCUAUUCUAGCGAACGACUGGAUAACCCGGAAUCCUCAGGGACUCAGCUGCGGCGUUCAAAGAGCGAUUCUUUCCCCAAGCGGGGACGUGGUCGAAGCCAAAAGAAGCGUAUAAAUCGAGCUGCGACCACGGAGGAAAAAACUCCUAAUGCGCAAGAAGGGGUAGGCGAGAUUGUCAAGAGAAAACGCGGAAGGCCUCGCAAAAAUGCUCCGAAACAGGAGAUGGCACAAGCCAGAGUUACUGAAAAUGCAGACGAAAGCUUGGAGCAAAAUAAAGCCGAACUGAUGAAAGCGAGCGAAGCGGAUGCGACAAUGGAGACUGGAAAUUCAGAAGAGCAGGAGUCACUAAAACUAGAUUCAGAACAAGAUAAAACCAAAGAGUUCGCAGGAUCUGAAAACGUAUCCCAGAAUGAUACUAACAUGACUUCAUGUCAUCACGAAAAGCACCUCAAAGGUGCUCCGGACAGGGAUGUACAGUUGGAUAAAGAGCCUUUUGAGAAUCUCGAGGAAGAAUCACCUCCUACGCUGGACACAUUAACCAAAACCUCUGAUGCCGUAGAGGUUUGCAAUGAUAUAACUGAAAAUAUAGAAAACAUCCAAGAUUUGGACGAAAAAGAUUCCAUUCCAGAAAAACUGGAACUUCAAAAAGGCUCUGCUGUUGAGGAUUUGUUAGAAUCCAACGAUCAUACAAUAAAGAAUUUGGACCAAACUCAAAAUGAAAUUGAAGCUACGGAAGACAUUGAACUGCCGUCAGUGCUCACAAAUGUGGACGCAACAGGAAAUAUUCUCGAGCAAAGCGACUCUCAGCUGGCGGAGGACAUAAAGUUGGCUGAAGAGAUCUUGGCUGCUGAAGUGGGUAAAGGAAUUGAAGUAAGUGAGGUAUCAGUGGCAUCAGUGGAAGGCGGGCAAAAUCCGGUUACUGAAAUCGUGAAGGAGUUGGAGCAAGAAACUAUUUCAGAGGUUGUGGAAGUAGCUAAGGAUAGUGUUCAGUCUGAAGAAAUUUCUUUAGCUGAAGAAAAAAGCUUACCUGGUGAGCCGACUUCAUCCGACGAUCAGCCUCCAGCUGAGAACCAGGACCUAGUUGAACAGCCGACUCCAGUUGAAGAAAAGCCUCAAGCUGAAAACCAGAAUCUUGUCGGAAAACCAACUCCAGUAAAGAAACAGACUAAAGUUGAAGAAGAGCCUUUAGUUGAAAAACAGACUCUAGUUAAAAAUCCUGUUUCAGUUGAAGAACUGACUCUUCCUGAUAAGGAUCCUCCUGCAAAAGACCCGUCUCCCGCUAGAGCGCGUUCUCAUGUGCAAGAACUGGACUCAGUUUCGAAAGAUCAACCAGCUACCAAAGAGCAAAAUCUGUCUUCGCCUGCUAUUACGCCUAAGAAACUAAAAGAGCUUGAAGCUCAUGAAAGUUCAGUAUCCAGACGGGCUCUCAGGUCAGAUAAGCCAUCUCCUGUUAAGGAAAGUCGUCCAAAGCGUCCUCGGAGAACUCAACUGGCGCUUCUUAUUUGUGAUUCAUCUAGACGAAACAGUCCGAGAUUAGGAAGGUCUCCGGCAGAAAGUCAUUCAUCCCAAGAGCGCUCACCGAUGGAAAAUAAAGGUGCCAUCAAGUUUGCCAAAGAACAGUUGACCACAGAAAAAGAAAAGGAGGUUGAGGAAAAAGCAUUACCAAUUGAGACAGAUUGUAAAGAAGGAAGAGAUACCAAAGCAACUAAAAUUGAGCCUGAAAUAGAAAAGGUUACUGACAGCCCAUUAAAGUCGGAAAAAAGCCAAAUGAUUCUUGGAACAGAAAGUGAUAAAGAUAAUCUUGAUUCAAUUGAAGAACUUCCUCCUACUUCAAAGCCGGCUGAAGAAUACUCAACAUCUAGCGAGUCUGAACAAAAAGACGAAAAACUAUCCUUAGAAACGGAACCUGCUAAGGAAAAAACAUCCAAUUCCAGAAAAUCCCGCAGAACCCUUUUGGGAAAGGUGAAAUCAGAAUGCGAAACAUCCGAAAAGAAACCAUUAAGAACAGGUAGCAAGGAAACUGAUCUGCAGUCAGAAACUACGCAAAGCAAUUCCCUCGCCGAUAAGGAGGAGCGAACCUCUGGCAGACUGAGUCGCAGAGAUAAGGCGAUGGCUGAUGCUGCCAAACCUCAAAAAGAUAAAUUACCUUCUGCCAAAUCAAAAUCUUCCAGCAAAACAGUUAUUUCGAAGGAAAAGAAUGAAACCAAGGAAAAGGACGAAAUCAAGGAAACAGAGUCCGAUGACAAAGCAAGCCUGGGUAAAUCAAAAACUGACAAGAAAACCGAGCAAGAAAAAUCGGACAGUGACAAGCAAGCAAAUGUCGGUUCAAAUCAAAAGGAACCAAAGAAGAAAGGAUCAUCAAGAGCUAGAUCAAAGAAAACUAUCCAAGAGCUGACGACAAAAUCAGAAGCUGUUGCGUUGAUUACUGACCCGGAAGCCAUUACAAACAAAUCUGUUCAGGAAUCGGCAGAGGUUUCGGUGGAAGUAAUUAAGAAUAGGAAUAUUACCGACGAUCAGAAACCCAACGAGGAGAUAACUGAAACUAAUAAAGAGGAAAGUAUAAUGCCAAAAAUUGAAGCGGUUCAGAAUACAUCUUCUGCAGAACAGGAUUCUAAGGUAAUUGGAAAAGACACGUCACAGUAUUUCGCUGACGUUUUUCAGGACAUAUCACAGAAAAGCGGCAAGACCGAUGAUGAAAAACCCAACGAGAACACGACUGAAACUACUUACGAGGAGAGUUUAGGACUAAAUACGGAGUCAGUUCAGAUUCCAUCCUCGUCAGAAAAGGUCUUGGAACCUAUUCCAACAGUUUCGGCACAGGCUUCAGACAAGUCCAAUGUUUUGAAAAAUAAGUCCAAACUCAGAAGUAAGAAAGGUAAUACAAAAUUCAAAGAGAAAAUUUCCGACUCUGAUGAAAAAGAGGAGAAGGUCCCAGUUCAAGAAAGAUCUUCUGCAGAGAAGGAUCCCGUAGAAAAUUCUCAAACUGAAACGGCGGACCUUGAACACAAACAGGACUCCGAAUCAACACCCAAAGGAACGACACAGGAUUCAGACAAGUCCAAUGCUUUUAAGGAAAAGCCCAAACCCAGAAGUAAGAAAGGUAAUAAGAAAUCCAAAGAGAAAAUUUCAGAGCCUGAUGAAAAAGAGGAGAAGGACUCAGUUCAAAAAACAAAUUCAACAGAGAACGAUUCCGUUGAAAAAUCUGAAGCUGAAACAGAGGAACUAAAAGUCAAACCAGAAUCCCCUGUAUUAGAAAGAGCGCGGAUUAGAAAACGAAGGCAAGCUGUAGUCAUUGAGGAUAUUGAGCCUCACAAAGACGAGAAUCGUGUCGAUUCCAGUGACCCGCAGACUCCUGCUUCAAUUAUAAACGAACCUUCCUUGCCCAUUUUAGAGGCUUUGGAAAACGUUUCGGAAACAAGCGAAUCAAAAGUUACACCAUUAAAAGGAAAAUCAAAAACUAAAAAAGGAAAAUUGAGCGUAGCAGCUCCUGAUCACGAGGAGACUACUGGAAGUUUGGAAUUGACUCAUGAGCUCAAAGAGCAGUCGGUGUCAGCACACACUUCCAUAGAAAACAAGGAGACGAUCUCCUCCCCAGCGGAUUCCCAAAUAGCUUUACCAACCACUCCCACUUCAAGUAUUGAUCAAACCAAAAAUACCGGCAGUACACUUAAAGGAUCUUCGAAGUCCAAACUUAACGUUCCAAAGCUGGCACACAAAUCUGACAAAGCUACUCAGAGAACUCCUAAGCUAGGUUCUGAAUCUUUAACCUCUGCAAACCAAAGACUUUUGAGUACUCCCUCAGUCUCCUGUCGCAAUCUUCGCGUUUUGGUAAAAAGAACUCCAAAUAGCUUUAAAGGCACAAGAAGAUCAUCUGUUUUUAAGAAAACUCCCACCAAAACAAAGCGUUUGAAGGCUCUUAUGGAUGGCAUCCAGAAAUCUCCAUCUCCAAAGCGACGUGCUAGUGAGCAGUCGAUUUCUACAGUUGCAACGGAAUCAGAGUCUAUACAUGAUCAAGAUUUGUUGCCCGGUUCUGAAUCUGAGCCUAACCAAAACUUAAACAAUGAAGUUCCUAAUGAAACACCCGAAAAAGUAGAUGGUGGCACUCGGGACGAGCCAAAGGAGAAAGAAGAAUCUGAUCAAGAACAGGAAACUAAUGAUAAAGAAACUUCUGAUGAGGUUGAUACGCUUAUUAAAAAGGGAUCAACUGAGAACAUCUUGAAGGAAGGUGCCAAUGCUCUCGUACACGAAUCAAGUUCAUUAACUGAAGCGAACUCUGAGCUCCAUGCCAUUAAAGAUGAGUCCCCAAAGGAAGAAAACUCAGAAGAAGAAAUCUCAAAAGAGCACAGCCAAAAGGAGGAAACUCAAGAAGAACAAAGCCCACAUGAUCAAAAACCAGAAAGUGAGUCAGCUCCCGCUACCGACCCUGGAGGGGAGGAGCCCACUGUUAAGUCGGUUGCAGCUGAAUCUGAAACCGAUGUUACCGACGACGAAGAACCCGCUAAAAGCCCAAUCCCAGACUCAACGGAAACAACAAGUGUUACGGUAGAACCACAACCCAGUACGUCGAGCAUGCUGAAGCGCAGCUUGCGCAAGCGCGAUGCGGAUUCCUCACAGCCAGAUGAAGCUGCUAAGCGAAAACAACGGCAAAUGGUGGAAAAAUCGGUUACUGACAGACAGGAACUGGGCAAGCCAAAUCGUCGUCGCCAUCUUGUGGAGGACGAAGAGCGGCCGACCAAUAAACGGACCAAAAUUGCCUCACAUGAAAAAACCAAUGUGAAGGGCAAAUACAUCUCUAUUAUAGGUAAUGAGACCAUCAUGUCAUCUACGACAGCGCCUAUUAAAGAAGGUGAAAGAACGUCUGGAGGGAAAGAGAUUAAUAAGAACGUAGAACUAGGACCCCCUGUCAGGAAGCUGCUAAAGACUGAUAGUUCGUCUCCGGGGGGUAAGAAGCCUAUGGUCCAGACCCUGCUGAGUUCCACCCUCAGUCUGCAGAAACCUUCGUCGGGCGAAGAUGGAUCCGCUCUGACACCCGCGAAAUCCCAGAAAAGAGCUGACGCCAAAGACAAGGCUGAUGAUCAGCCUGUUCUUAACAGCUCAAUUUUGCUAACCAAGAAGUCCUUGUCAGCUAACAAGAAAACGGAAUCUUCCAAGGAAGAUGGAUCAACGGCUGCUCCAAGAAAGGUAAACAUUUCCGUUUCCUUGUUGCCUUCCAAAGGAACAACAGCAGAGGCAUCAAAAGCUACUGUUUCCACCCCCGUAACAUCACCCAUUUUGCCUCGAAAGGCACAACCGGAGGCACAGAAAAUGGCCAGAAAAUCGGAACCCCAUAAAAAAGCAGAGUCCAAGAAUAAAGAGGCGCCGAGUGAAGCUCCCAAGUCAGAGGUGGCUGCAGGUACCUCAAAAAAAUCGGUUCCUUCAGCUUUGACUGGAAGAAAACCAAUACCACUUCCUCAAUUGGAGCUCUCGAAGAAAAUCGAAAGCAGGAGGUCAGAUGGAAUUUUACCACAAUCCAGUUCUCGCAAAACAGCGCCUCAAUUGGACCGUUCUAAGAAAAUGCUGGCCAGAAAAUCUGAGGGGGCUGCCUUAGGUGCAAAUGUUAGGAAACAACCGAUUCCUCAUCCAGAAGCCCUGAAGAAAACGGAAACGAAGAAACCAGAAGCUCCAGCUAAAGCUGUUGAGCCCGCAGAAAAUGACAAGACAGUCGAAGCUGAGGAAGCCCAAACGGUGGUUAGGGGUCGUGGGGUAACAAAGAAAACCAAAUCGGAGCAGCGCAUGUUCAGAUCCAAGACAGGACUACCUACCUCAGAGGCUGAAACAACUUCUGACUCAAGGGAUUCUUCUCGCGAUGACAGUGCCCGCUCUUCCGAUAAACCUGUGCCAGUUGCACCACGCCAAGUGAUCCACAGUAAAUCGGUGCACAUGACACGAGCAGCCAGUAGCAACAGAUCACUGGCUCCUACACCAGUCCCCACGCCUGGAAGACAACGGAACGUGCCGAAGGAACUUUUAACAUCUGCUACGGACCAAAAAAGACCAAUACAGCCGGCGCGUACCUUGGAACAAUCGACAAGGGGUGGUGCUCCUGGCGGACGAAGCCGCCAGCCCGCUGUAAAAAGAAAAACAGUCGAUCCUCUAGAAGAGGAUGCAGAAGUCGUGAACCCCAAGCGACCCAAGGAGCUACUGAAGGAGGAUCUGCAACAGAAAGAAGAUCCUAUUCGGGGGUCUGCGGCUGUGGCAUUCCCAGUCAAAAUAACAGUUGCAGACUUGUCCUCCUCGGCGGAUUCUCUGGCAGCUUCCCCUAUGGGUAAAGCAGAUCAACCGAAAUCGAAGAUACGCAAAGUUCGCGUAAGAAUCAAUCGACAAGUCUUCACGAAAUUUUUGAGGGAGCAGCAGGAGAAAAUUGAGGAGAUAAAUACCGUCUCACAAAAACUUCCAUCACCGCCACCACCACAAGAUGCGACGUCGGAAACAGAUUCUGCGGCGGAAUCAAGGUCGGAAACAAAACUACAGUCUCAGACAGAGCCGGCAAUUGUUCUUAAGCCAGUGCCUGCAUCCCAGCUUUUAUCUCAGCCUGUUCCUAAUCCAGCUCCAACUCCAGCUUCAGAAUUGCCAGUAAGAAAAAGCUCAAAUCAGCUAGAACCCAAACCAGUUCAUGUUCCAUCGGCAGCUCCUGAUCCCACACCAGCUGCGAAACCACAACCGGAAUUACCGCCUGCAAAGACAACCGUGAAGACAGCUAUAUAUCCACUGACUGGCCCACAACUUCCCGACGUCGCAAAGUCGCAGGAGAACGCCAUAAAGCUGGCUGAGCAGAAGAGAGUGCAGAUGUUUCACGCCAAGUCAAUGCCCUUACCUGUCCCAAUUCCAGAGGUGAAGUCGGAACCAGAAGAUUCCCCUCCGGAGGUUAUGGAUGAGGGACCGCUUCUUGUGCCGUUGCCUGAGGUUGCAGCAGCACCCGUACCACCGCAACCGCAGUCGGUGAUAGAAGACACGGGUGCCGCCACUUUCCAAAUCAACACUACUGCUGCUUCUUUUUCCUCUGGCCCGAGUGUCUCCCAUUCGAUUCCCUCGGCCAGUGCGCCUAGCAGCAAUCCAAAUGCCAUUGGCCAAACAAAGAUGUUCUCAUUCCUCUACCCAAAUCGCUAUAAGCGAUCCUACGACGACGUGGGUCUGGACUUUUGUUGUCCGAACCUGGACGGACCGAUGCGGGCCAUCGAUUUCACACGCUUGCACUCAAAGGCUGAGGUACCCGUGCUGGAGCUGCCACAGUUUCUCGUUAUUACCACCAAGUUUAUCUCCAAGGCGGAUAAGGAUAUUCCAAGCAAAGUGCGAGCCAAAUUGGAGUUGUUGGGCAAGAGUAAGGAACGGGAUUCCAGUGAGCCGAUUGUUUCAACAACAGCUGUAGCUUCUGGAGAAGAUGCUGCCGCUUCUGCUUACGCUUCGGUUCCUGCGGCACCAACACCUACUAUAAUUGCCCAGGGAGGACCUCCUGCUCCCCUUACUGGCUUGCCUCCAACUGCUGUCCCUCCAACGCCAGCUUCUACCAUUCUCACACCCGGGUUUUCAGCCAACUCCACUCCAGCAGUAGAUUCUUCUAACUUGGAUUCACUGACGAAUAUGCUGCCGCGUGGGACAACGCUGACCAAGAAAGUUCUGAAUCCAGGGGCUCCUGUUCCUCCCACAGCCAGCGCCUCGAUGCUGGCCUCUCUGCCGCCGGCCUUCAUCCAAAUGCCACCGAUCUGUCCCACGGACAAGCAGCGCAUGGAGCUUCAAUCGAGGGUGCAGGUGCUUGAUUUGGUGCUCCAGGCGCUGAGCCGUCGGGUAGCCACCUUGACUUUGGCCGAGAGACAACGCACUAUCGAGGAGAUGGUGAAGACCAGCUCGCUUAUGGCCAUCGACGUUGAUGUGGGUACGAAGCUGUUGGAGAACUACAUGAAUUACUUGAAUAAGGCCACCAGCACGACGACGACGAUACCCCCGAUCUCUCAUAACCCGGUGGUCAUGCCGUCGACUUCUGUUGCCGCUUCAGCAGCUAAUGCCAUAACACCAACCGCACCUAGCAGCUCAUCGCUUUCCAAAAGCAUAGUAAGCACCACAACUAUCACAUCCAGCGCAUCACCGAGGACCAAGAAGACUGCACAGAGUGUCCAACAGCGCAGCUCCCUUCCCGCCAGCAUUCCACUAUUCGAUCCGGAACAGAACAUUAUUGGUUUUCAGUGUCCCACCGUCAGAGCGCCUGUCGCACCACCGGCCGCGGUCCGAAAGACUUCUCCAGCUGUCCCCAGCACUCCUGUGAGAGCCUCGACAUCUUCAGCAGCCGCAGCGGCAACGAAAGGUCAGCAUCGAUCCACAUCGGCAGGCAAUAAGAGUGCUGGAGCUAACCCAAACCAGUUUGUCAACAUGAAGUCAGCUAUGUCAAUAAACAUGGCGGCACCAAGAGUUAACAAGAAGAAACAAGAGCAAUCCGGUACUACCCUGACGUUAAAUCCUCUGGUACCUGGUGACAAAUAUGUGCUUUGUAAAAAGAAGACCACGCCGAUAAGGACAGCCACUCAGCCCAAGACCACAGCAUCACCCGCCAUGAAGAUACCGCCUACGCCUGCACCUCCAAGUGGGACUGCGGAUACAGCACCGGAUGAAACAAUCGUAACUCCCCCAGUCGGAAUGAGCCUCACUAGCACCUCCAAUCCGAACGUGUUUUUAAUCAACCAAGUCUCGCAGCCGGAGGAAAGCAUAUUGCCCGACCUAAAUCAUCCUGUGGCUCCCUUGGAAGCAGAGAUCAAGGGCGAAUUGGAUGACUCUUCGGAGGCUAUUAUUUAGCGCCGUAGGAGACUAAAACCCAGAUGGAAAGUAUUCUAAGUUACUUUAACACAAUUAAUUAAGAAGAGUUGAUUAUUUCGUUGAACGCAAGAACAGAAUUAUUUAUGUAAUUCUAUUAUAAAGAAUUUGUUAAACCUUUCGCACCAUCCGGAAUUUUUUUUUGGAAAAUAAAUGGAUAAAAAUUGUA
Molecule: messenger RNA, 10657 nt
Organism: Drosophila ficusphila
Lineage: Eukaryota; Metazoa; Arthropoda; Insecta; Diptera; Drosophilidae
Gene: Su(var)2-HP2
Product: flocculation protein FLO11
Exons: 9
Coding region: 220-10470 (3416 amino acids)
Source: RefSeq, a predicted model, not a curated record